AUGUUUAGAAGAAAAUCAACAAUUCGUACUACAGAACAAAGUACCCCUGCAAGUACUGUGGCGGCUGCUUCAGUUCUAACUAAAGCUUACGCCGCUGCAGGACUCACAAGCAAUAGUAAUAGUCGAGUCAAUUCGAGUACCACUAAGACCAAUACCACUGUCAGACGCUCUACUUCAAUGCUAAAUACCAGAAGAUACAAUUCAAUGACCAUAGAAAGACCUAGUACUAGAGAAACAAGUCGCACUUCCGGAAGUAGGACAAGUAGCUUACAAAAGAGCACGUCAAGAAGUAACAGUAGAUCAAAUAGCAUUCAAAGAAAUACUAUGACGCCAAAUAAUACCAUUCACACGAGUCCAUCUAUGAACACACUAUCGAAAAAUUCCCGUCGUGCUUCAAGUUUACCAAGCAAAAAAAGAGUAUCAUCCAUGACUUCCAAACAGCACGAGGAAGCUCAGUUAACUUUCAAAGAAUUCGGAGGAAAUCAAAGUACGAACAUACUGAAACCGAAAACAGUUCGUAAAUACGUCCCAAGUGCUCAUGGACUGGUUGCGAUCGAUGUUCCUGUUAUAGAGAACCCAAAAAAAGAAAGUAGUUCCUCUGUGACACGUUCAACAAGCGUAAAUCACCAGCUAAAAAGAAAAGUAUCACAAGACUCAUUACACUCCAGCAAUAAAGUAAAUCCGAUUAGCAUUCAUUAUAAGGACACUCCCUUAAUAGAGACAUCGAUGAUCGAAGAAACAGAAACAGAAUUGAAACAAGAUGACGUUGAACUAGACAUGCUGAUUGGUGAAAACAAUGCAUUAGAGGAAAAAAUCAUAUUAGAACAGGAAAAAGACCACAACAAUAACGAAAAUGAAAAGAAUACUGAAACAUACAUACAAAUCUCUGCAAACGAAGAGGAAAGUAUCAAAAAGGGCGAGAAGAACACAUCAGUUAGUCCAAACGAAGAGAAAGAGACUCAAGCUGGGCUCAAAAAUCUGGAUAGAAAGAUAGACGUAAAGGCUCAAGGUGAAGAGGGUGUUGAAUUGAACAAUAAUAAAAGAUUGAAUGAUGAAACCUUUCAUGAUGAAAAACAAACUGAAGAUAAUAAAAACUACCCAUCGAUUGACGGCCCGGAUGAUGAUGGUGUAGCACGUGUUCACAACACAGAGGAGGAAUUGAAACAAAUAGUAGAGAAGAUUGAACAAGACAUAACUGAGAAGAUUGCCGAUAACGAUAGUAUCCAUGAUGAACAACUAGAAGAUAAUUCUGACUUUCAAGAAUGCGAAUAUUCUUCUAUACAUUCCACAAAGGAAGAUAUCACAAUUCAGGCUAUUGAACCAUUGUCUUUAGAUGAAGGAAGUGCCAAAAAAACGAUUAAUAAUAGUAAGAAAAAAAAAAAAAUGAAAGACGUGCUACCGAGGUAUUGGCCGAUUCUGCUAUGGACAAUGAUACUGUGUACAAAAAAAAUAGACACUGCAGAUAACAAUCUCGAGGCAAAUAAGAAAAAGCAUACUAAGCCUUCUGAAAAGACAUCUAGCAUGGCCCAGUACAUGAGGGUGGCAAAUCCUUAUCUGAACAAUGAAUCAAGCUCAACGGAACAAUUGACACCAGCCAACUCUACAGUAACGGAUAAUAUACAGGCUUCUCCAUCGAUAAAGAAGGGAAGUAUUCAGCGUAAACCAGCUGCGAGGGGACUAACUCCAAGGGCCAAUUCACUGACGAGAAAUUCUAUGCCUAUGAAGUCUGCACUCAAGAAAUCUAUUCAGAAUGAUGGCACUUCAUCAUCAGUUUAUUCAGAUAAAUCCGCAGCCACGGGUGCCUAUUUAUCUUUGACCACUGCCGAAAAUACGAGAUUAAAUGCUCAAAUUGCAGAUGAAGCUCCUCCAGGGAGAAAACGAAGCAUUUCUAGGAAAAAUACAUUAAAUCUUACAAGACCACAAUCGAUGAUCAAUCAACAGAUUCCAAGAUCUCGUUCACCAUUGACUCACGAAAGGGCUAAAAGCAAACGUCAUUCUGUCAACAUGGGACCAAUACAGAAACCUAGGGUAAAGAAGAUCGAAAAAGAUGUAGAGCCCUCUUCAGUUAAAUCAAAUCAUACUAAGAAAACUGAAGUCAAGACAUCAAAACAAAGUCCCGGCGCACCUGACGGUAGCCAUAAAAGAAAUUCUUUUUCCAAAAAGAGCCAGAAAGAUUUAAACAGUAUUCUUUACCCGAAGGAACCACCCCAACGUAAGUCCAGUUUUGAAAAACUAACAGCUCGUGAAGGCCAUUUGGGCUUCAAAAUGAUGUCUUUAAGAGGUGAGAGCAUUGUAGACUCAACAAACACUGAAAAUGGGACGAUAGCGGUGGAUCAACGCCAGAGCCAAAAUACUGAUCAUGUUAGUAACCCCGUACCGAAAAGUAGUGGCUGGACCUCAAGAUUUAAUGACUCUGAUUCAGAGGAAGAAUACAACAUCAACUCUAACCAGACGCCUAAUACAAGCAUUGAAAGCAAGACCAAGCCUCACAAUCAUUCCUUCUCAUUCUUCAAGAUGAACAAAACGCGCUCUCAGGAAUCUGAAGCUUUCAGUCCACCUCAACCGCAAUAUUCAAACAGUUAUCCUCAGAGAUCAUUAUCUUCCAAUUCUUCCCCAAAAAAGACAGUUGUUGAAACUGGGCGAACCUUUUCUGCACAUUCAACUAGUAUAAACUCACAUUCUCUAGGCUCUACUAUGCGAAACAAUACAGAUAUGAAAGAGCUUUAUCCAAACAACGGACAUGAGUCGAGAAUGCAUUCCAAUGGUUAUACAUCGUCUAAUUCUCCUGAUGAAGUAACAAACAAGAAAUCAAAAGUUUUUAGCAAAAAACUGAAGAAACUGUUUGGAAGAAAAAAAUAG
Messenger RNA from Kazachstania africana CBS 2517, 2859 nucleotides. RefSeq names its product Seg1p (gene SEG1). Bases 1 to 2859 code for a protein of 952 amino acids. The record is from RefSeq and is a predicted model, not a curated record. Lineage: Eukaryota; Fungi; Ascomycota; Saccharomycetes; Saccharomycetales; Saccharomycetaceae. The transcript has a single exon.